AAAAAAAAAACACAUACUUACAAUAAUAAGAAUUAAUUAAGGGAGGAGGACAAGAAAGGGACUCAUUGCCAAGUUGUUACAUGCAAGAGAAAAUUCCUUAAUUAGUCAUAAUUUACCUUUUUGCCCUUUCCUUUCCCGUUUGACUAUUCACACACAUCACACACACAUUACACACACAGACCACGUCGGCGUAAAUUUCAAUUUAAUUCAAUUCGCUCGUCCCUCUCAACCCACCACCAUUAUUCUCUCUCUCUCUCUACUUUCUCUCUCUACAGAGGCCCGAGGAGCCGGCAGAUCUUGAGAUUCUCGAGAAUGGCUUCGGCUUCGAUAUUGAACAAGGUGGUGAGCGACGGAGCCUCGGUGGAGAGUGUUUCGUCGGAGACUGUCUCUGUAGAGAGAUUGCCGCCGAGCGGUAAUUCGACGAUCAAGGAGAACGGCGGCGACACCAGCAUCAGAAGCACCAGCAGCCACCGCGAGAGGCUGGAGUUUUCCGGCUGGGUCUACCAUCUUGGUGUCAAUUCGAUUGGCCAUGAUUAUUGCCACUUCCGAUUCCUAUGCAUCCGCGGCAAGCAUGUGGAGAUGUAUAAACGCGACCCGCACGAGAACCCCGGCAUUAAACCAAUUCGAAGGGGUGCCAUAGGGCAUACACUUAUGGUGGAGGAAUUGGGUCGCCGGAAAGUGAACCACGGAGAUCUUUAUGUGCUAAGGUUCUACAAUCGUUUGGAUGAAACAAAGAAGGGAGAAAUUGCUUGUGCUACUGCUGGUGAUGCGCGGAAAUGGAUGGAAGCAUUUGAUCACGCUCGACAACAGGUAGAGUACGAGCUUUCAAGAGGUGCUAGUGUGAGAAACAAGCUAAGCAUGGAGGAUGAGAUUGACCUGGAGGGACAUCGGCCGAGAGUACGGCGUUACGCACAUGGUUUGAAAAAGCUAAUAAAGAUAGGACAAGGGCCGGAAACGCUUUUGCGCAAAGCCUCAGGCAUAGGUGCAAAUAGUAGAUUGAACGAAUAUCUUGAUGCGGAUAGUGGUGAUGUUGUUGAAGCACAUGAAUGGAGAUGUGUGCGCACAGUCAACGGUGUGAGAAUAUUCGAAGAUGUGGCUAGCUCAAAGAAUGGUAAAGGCAUACUGGUCAAAGCUGUUGGUGUUGUUGAAGCGAGUGCAGAUACUGUAUUUGAAGUUGUGCUGAAUCCUGAGAGACACAGCCGAUAUGAGUGGGAUACUUUGACAAGUAACUUGGAGUUGAUUGAUUCUAUAAAUGGACACUAUGAUGUUGUGUAUGGGACAUUUGAUCCACGUUACCUAACUUGGUGGCAUUCGAAAAGGGACUUCGUCUUUUCAAGACAAUGGUUUCGCGGACAAGAUGGAACCUACACAAUUCUGCAGUUUCCUUGUGUACACAAGACGCGGCUUCCAAAAUCUGGCUAUAAGCGUACAAAAAUUAACCCUUCAACGUGGGAGAUUAGUAAUUUAAGCAAACCUUUCUCGUUAAGUAGUCCCAAAUGUCUAGUCACGCAAACUCUAGAGAUAAACCUCAAAGGAUGGUUUAAUUGGAGGAACAAGCACUGCCAGAAGUUCGAAAAUACUGUUCCAUAUGCAUUGCUCAGUCAAGUAUCAGGGCUGAAGGAAUACGUUGCAGCAAAUCCUGCAAUUACGUCCGAGUCUUCAACCACAAUUGUCCAAUCAAAUGUAUCGGAUCAUUCUGGACCAAUCAGUGAAUUUGAGGAUGCAGAACCAGCAGAAGAGUUCUACGAUGCAAUUGCUGAUGAUUCAUCCUCAUCUUCAGAAGAUGAAGAUAGUGAUAAUGGAAAAGAAGUUCCUAAGGAAAAGAAGAUGAAGCUGAAAAAUAUAUCAUGGGCCAUAGCAAGUUUAACUCUAAAACGCACUUCAGCACCAGACUCGGAUGAGCUAGAUACAAACAUACCUCCUAUAAAUCUCGAUUUGAGUCAGUUUAAUGGGUCCAUGAGGAGAGCAAAGGAUGAAGCUGAUAAGAAUUGCUGGUCGUCUCCGGAUGGUUCUGGAUUCAUGAUUAGAGGGAAGACAUACUUGAAAGAUAGCAUGAAGGUCAAAGGUGGAGAACCUCUUCUCAAACUCAUAGCAGUUGACUGGUUCAAGGUGGAAGAAUGUGUCUCAAAGGUUGCAUUGCAUCCUAAAAACCUUGUUCAGAGUGCCGCGGGAAAAAAGCUUCCGUUCAUCCUUGUCAUCAAUCUUGAGGUACCAGCAAGACCAAACUACAGUCUAGUUCUGUAUUAUGCUUCAGACAGACCGGUAAACAAGAACUCGUUAUUGGGUAAAUUCAUUGAUGGCACCGACAUGUUUCGUGAUUCAAGAUUUAAACUCAUUCCAAGCAUUGUUGAGGGGUACUGGAUGGUAAAACGUGCAGUUGGAACAAAAGCUUGCCUGCUCGGAAAAGCAGUAACUUGCAAGUACCUCAGACAAGAUAACUUUCUGGAGAUUGAUGUAGAUAUCGGUUCAUCAUCUGUAGCAAGGGGUGUCAUCGGUCUUGUCCUUGGAUAUGUUACAAGUCUUGUUGUUGAUCUUUCCAUUGUUAUAGAGGGAAGAGAAGAGGCAGAGCUCCCAGAAUACAUUCUUGGAACCGUUAGACUAAGUCGAGUACAGCUUGAUUCUGCUGUAGCCUUGGAAGUAUGAGGUUCGAUUUAGUCUGAAACAUUUUACUUUGUUUUGAUCAAUGUAAACUGAAUCAGUUUUCAUUGUUCAACUUGGAUUGUCCAUCACAUGUGAAAGAGAGAAUGCAUAGAUGUAGAAAGAGAGAGAGAUAGACAAACGGGAUAUAUCCGCUCGGAAGUUAUGUAUAGCUAUUCGGUGAGAAAGCAUUCUUUGUUAGGUGCUUGCAUUAUUAUGUCAUGAAACUCGUGACAUAUUUUUUUGUAUAUAUGCAAAUAUUCGGGUUUUUUGUGUGUACAGCUCUAAGACGGAGGAUUCGAUGACGGCUCUCGAUAAAUUCUGUAAGAUAUUAGAAUUUUUUUGCCUCAGUCGAAUAUGGAAAUAUUUUGUUUUCCAGC
This is a messenger RNA of Erythranthe guttata (spotted monkey flower), 3017 nucleotides long. RefSeq names its product ENHANCED DISEASE RESISTANCE protein (DUF1336). The record is from RefSeq and is a predicted model, not a curated record. Lineage: Eukaryota; Viridiplantae; Streptophyta; Magnoliopsida; Lamiales; Phrymaceae. Gene Ontology annotation, molecular function: lipid binding.